Messenger RNA from Ochlerotatus camptorhynchus, 1554 nucleotides. RefSeq lists its product as uncharacterized. The record is from RefSeq and is a predicted model, not a curated record. The transcript has 2 exons. NCBI's taxonomy places the organism in Eukaryota, Metazoa, Arthropoda, Insecta, Diptera, Culicidae. Gene Ontology annotation, molecular function: nucleic acid binding; RNA-DNA hybrid ribonuclease activity. Gene Ontology annotation, biological process: DNA replication, removal of RNA primer. The coding region runs from base 1 to 1554 and encodes 517 amino acids.
AUGAACGGAAUCUUCCGCCAGUUACCAAAGAACAUCCGCAUCUUUGUGUACGCCGACGAUGUCCUCAUCGUGGUAACGGGGCCCACCACAACACGCACCCGGAACCUCACGCAAGCCGCGGUCUCAGCCGUAGUAAAAUGGGCCCAAACUGCCGGUUAUCAGCUCUCUGCCAAAAAAAGCAUCAGAUGCCACGUCUGCCCUUCAAGACACCGGGUCAACGGGACCGCCAUUAAGAUUGGCGACCAGGCUAUCCCCAUCAAGAAAUCCAUUCGUAUCCUGGGGGUACUUGUGGACCGCACCCUCUCCUUCGUGCCGCACUUCAACCAGGUCAAAAAAGACUGCCGAAGCAGAGUUAACCUGAUCCGGACCAUCUCCAGGCCCCAUCGCACUAAUAAUCGGGCAGUUCGCUUCCGGGUAGCGCAAGCUAUCAUCGAUAGCAGGCUGCUGUAUGGAACAGAGCUCACGUGUAUCAACUCUGAGAAGCAGGUUGAGAUCCUCGGUCCAACCUUCAACAGCAGCAUCAGGAUAAUCUCUGGCCUUCUACCUUCCACCCCCGCUGAUUCCGCUUGUGUUGAAGCAGGGGUUCUACCCUUUCGGUACCGCAUCAUUAACGCUACCAUCUUCAAAGCUGCAUCCUUCGCCGCCAAGACAGCAGGAAACGGCAGAAUCUUCCUCCUCGACGAGGGGGACAGAAUCCUGCAGACGAUCGCCACAGGAGACAACUCCGCGGCCCUCCGUCGCACAGUAAUCGAACGCCUCCGAACCCAUUACGCCGAACACACUCACCGGUACACCGAUGGUUCCCGAUCCAACACGGGCGUUGGCAUCGGAGUAUCCGGAAGUGGCAUACUCGCUAGCAGCAGCUUACCACAACAAUGCUCCGUUUACUCGGCCGAAGCGGCCGCAAUCUUCCAUGCGGCCACGUCACCAGCAAACCAGCCAAUCGUAAUACUAACUGAUUCCUUCAGUGCUAUCCAAGAGCUAGCUUCAGCAGUUCCCACCCACCCGUGGAUUCAAGCUACCAUCGAAUACGCCCCGAGCAGCACCAUUUUUACAUGGAUCCCCAGUCAUUGCGGAAUACCUGGUAAUGAAGCAGCAGACAAACUUGCUGGAACUGGACCGGCGGGUCCGAGAUUCACGGACAAAGUCCCCCUUCCAGAUCUCCGGCGAUGGAUCAAAACAACCGUACAGAAAGCCUGGGCCGACCAGUGGUUCAGCACUCGAGAGCCUUUCAUCCGGAAGAUUAAAGGAACCACGGAGGCAUGGACGGACCUCCCAAACCUCCGGGAUCAGAGAGUGCUCUCAAGGCUGAGGACUGGCCACUGUCGGUUUUACUAUAAUUUCGGCGGCGGAGGUCCCUUCCGCAAAAGCUGUGCCAUCUGCCAUCUCCCGGCCACCGUUGAACACGUCCUCUGCAUCUGUCCUGAAUUCCAGGACCUCAGGGAAUCCUAUGAGAUCACCUCCAGCAUCCAGAACCUACUCGGAGAGGAUUCAGCCGCUGCAGACGCCCUGCUAGUUUUCCUCAGGGAAGCUAACCUAUACCAUGAGAUCUAG